GUCACAUCUCUUCGUACUACAAGCUACAUAUUGUCAUGGCCGACAAUGCCCCCGUCGCCGAAGAGGCGAUCCAGAAACCUACGGAGGUGAAGCAGGCCGAGCAGGCCGACAAAGUCGAGAACGGUGCGCAAACCGUCACUGAAGCGCACGUUGAAGCCAAUGCGCAAUCCAAUGCUGAAGGCGCCGGCGAAGACGCUGAGCCGAAGAGCAUCCCCAAUUUUGAUGGCGUCGACGAGAGAGACGACGAAGGUAACAGGAAGGGUCGCGACAACAAGCGCUACGGCGGCCGCGACAACAGGCGCUACCAGAGAGAGAGACCUACAGAGGAUUACGAACAACUCCCUGAGAGUGAUGACCCCGCUGAGAUUCUCGACCAGCUCGAAUUCUACUUCUCCACCUCCAACCUUGUCACCGAUGAGCAUAUGUUCAAGGAGAUGAGAGGUCCUGAGAACCGCCCUAUCUCCCUCAAGCACAUUUCCGGCUUCAAGCGCAUGCGCCGCUUCCGGCCCUACACUGCCAUCGUCGCCGCUGCCCGCAACUCUGAGAGCUUGGAGCUCGUUGAGGACGACGAGUUCCGGGGCUCCGGUAACGAGGGAAUCAGACUCAAGGAGCCUAUCACCGUACCCGGAUACGAUGGCAACAAGGGAACGCCCUGGGAGGAGCUCUUCAAAGCCUUCAGGCAGCACAGGCGCCAGACCUUCAACCACCUCGAGGUCAGCAUCUACGCCAAGGGCUUCGGCGAUGAGGAAAAAGCCGGGCAGAUUGCGAUUGAGAAGUUCUUCAAGCCGUACGGCGCAGUGGUCGUGCGCAAGCGCCGUGACGACGACACCAACAAGUGGAAGGGCAGCGUCUUCGUCGAGUUCGACAGCCCCGAAAGCCAGAAGGACUUCCUUGCUCUCGAUCCUAAGCCCAAGUUCAACGAUAACGAGCUCGUCAUCAUGGGCAAGAAGGAGUACAACGAGAUGAAGUGCAAGGAGAAGGGUAUCGAGCCUGGCUACCCUAAGCAGAGGAAUCAAGACUCCCGACGUAACGGAGGAGGCCGUGGUGGACGUGGUGGUCGCGGUGGUCGCCCCAACGACCACCGCCGCCGCGACCGCAGCAACUCCCGCGAUGGAGGCGACAAACGCGACUGGAACGGCCGCCGUGACAAGUUCCAGAAGUCCCACGAUUUCAAGGGCGGUGACCGUCGUGGUGGCCGUGACAAUCGUCGUGGUGGUGAUCGUCGUGGCGAUCGUCGUGACGACCGUCGCGAUACCAGGUCUUCCGACAAGAAAAGCGAGCCUUUCGAGCUUCAACGGGACGAGGACGGCGUGCCCAUCGUUCGCGACUCCCGCGGUGAUGGCGAGUCCAGGCCCAACAAGCGCAAGGCCGACGACGAGAAUGCCAGCAGCCCCAAGAAGUCCAAGAUAGAGAUCAAGGAAGACGCAUAGACGUUGUGGGAGCCCUACUGAUGUUUCCACAUCACCUCUCUGUCUAGCCUCCCUGAUACCUCAUUUCUUCCCCGUCUUUCAUUGCUCUUAUCUGCAUACCCUCUUGUGCAUAUGAAUCCGUCCAUCCGACGAAGGAAAAAGCAAACUCCACCGGCGUUCCAAGGCGUUUCUCCAAUCCUUCUUCAAUUUCCCAAAUCAUCAGCACGGCACUAAGGAAAAAUCAACAUCAUCGAUGGACG
This is a messenger RNA of Aaosphaeria arxii CBS 175.79, 1669 nucleotides long. RefSeq lists its product as uncharacterized. The record is from RefSeq and is a predicted model, not a curated record. NCBI's taxonomy places the organism in Eukaryota, Fungi, Ascomycota, Dothideomycetes, Pleosporales. Gene Ontology annotation, cellular component: nucleus. The transcript has 4 exons. Gene Ontology annotation, molecular function: mRNA binding. Bases 36 to 1430 code for a protein of 464 amino acids.